Molecule: messenger RNA, 1480 nt
Organism: Rhododendron vialii
Lineage: Eukaryota; Viridiplantae; Streptophyta; Magnoliopsida; Ericales; Ericaceae
Product: cycloartenol-C-24-methyltransferase-like
Exons: 14
Coding region: 211-1251 (346 amino acids)
Biological process (GO): sterol biosynthetic process
Cellular component (GO): endoplasmic reticulum
Molecular function (GO): sterol 24-C-methyltransferase activity
Source: RefSeq, a predicted model, not a curated record
CUCUCUCUCUCUCUCUCUCUCUAACACACGCACACAAUCACUAUCACACUCGCUCCCUUGCUUUGAAUCUCACAUUAAAAUUGGCAUCCUCGCAUCUCCUUUCGAUUCGCAGCCCUCUCUCUCUCUCUCUCUCUCUCUCUCUCUCUCUUUAGGGUUCUCCGGAUCCACUUUCAACAUCCCGGCGUCGUUGGUGAUUGUUCUUCGUUACGGAUGUCGAAAGCAGGAGCCUUUGAUCUCGCCACUGGCGUCGGCGGAAAGAUCGAAAAAGACGAAGUUCUCUCCGCCGUCGACAAGUAUGAAAAGUAUCACAGUUACUAUGGAGGCGAAGAAAAAGAGAGAAAGGAUAACUACACUGAUAUGGUGAAUAAAUACUAUGACCUUGUUACUAGCUUCUAUGAAUAUGGAUGGGGAGAGUCAUUCCAUUUUGCACACAGAUUGAAAGGGGAGUCUCUUCGAGAGAGCAUUAAACGACAUGAGCACUUCCUUGCUUUACAGCUAGGACUAAAACCUGGACAAAAGGUAUUGGAUGUUGGGUGUGGAAUUGGUGGGCCAUUAAGGGAAAUUGCCCAGUUCAGCAUGUCCUCCGUUACAGGAUUGAAUAACAAUGAAUACCAAAUAACAAGAGGAAAGGCACUGAACCGCAAAGUUGGUUUGGACAAGACAUGCGACUUUGUCAAGGCGGAUUUCAUGAAAAUGCCAUUUCCUGACAAUAGUUUUGAUGCUGUAUAUGCAAUUGAGGCUACAUGCCAUGCUCCGGAUGCAGUUGCGUGCUACAAAGAGAUUUAUAGAGUACUGAAGCCUGGUCAGUGUUUUGCUGUGUACGAGUGGUGCAUGACUAAUUCCUUUGAUCCCCACAAUAAAGAACACCAAAAUAUCAAGGCAGAAAUCGAGCUUGGUAAUGGCCUCCCUGAAGUCAGGAGUACAGGACAAUGCCUUGAGGCUGUGAAGCAAGCAGGAUUUGAAGUAAUAUGGGAUAAAGAUCUUGCAGCAGAUUCACCUGUCCCUUGGUACUUGCCUUUGGAUACAAGUCAAUAUUUCUCACUGAGCGGCUUCCGUCUUACAGCGGUUGGACGUUUUAUUACAAAAAACAUGGUCAAGGGCCUGGAAUAUGUUGGACUUGCCCCCGCGGGAAGUCAAAGGGUUCAAGAAUUCUUGGAGAAAGCUGCAGAUGGGCUAGUUAACGGUGGAAAGAAAGAAAUCUUCACAGCAAUGUAUUUCGUCCUGGCUAGGAAGCCUCAUAUGGAUAGCUAGUAAUGCUGAAGUGAGAAUUAACGUGCUGUUGUACUCUGGUGAAUCUUGACUACUAGAUUUCAGUUUCAGUUUAUUUUUCUGUAAUUGCAUGUCUGGGUUUAGGUUUCUGAGUUGCUUGGGCGUUGCAGUAUCCUAAUGUGUUAUUUUCAAGCUUGCAGUUUGACUUAGCUGUAAUGUUUUGGUCCUAUGAAGUUUACUCAAUGUAAGGCUUUUGUUUGUGCUUGCUUUA